Messenger RNA from Dendronephthya gigantea, 814 nucleotides. RefSeq lists its product as uncharacterized. The record is from RefSeq and is a predicted model, not a curated record. The annotation marks the transcript as partial. The transcript is spliced from 4 exons. Lineage: Eukaryota; Metazoa; Cnidaria; Anthozoa; Malacalcyonacea; Nephtheidae.
UGUACAGACUUUUAAUACUGAGACUAUGGAUCUGAAAGCAAUGUGCGUAGACGAACUUGUUGUUUUUUUAUCUUCCAAAGGAAUUUCUAAAGAAAUUUGCGAACAACUGGAAGAAAAUGCUAUUGACGGUCAGACCUUAGGAGCGUUGAUCGACGAUAACGACGAAUUCGUAAGCGUAAUACCAAAAGGUGGUCAUCGCCUUCAAUUGAAAAAAGUGGUCAAAGCUCUUGUUGACAUUGAAGAGGAAAAAGAUAAGAGCGACCUUACCACAAGCAUGACAUUUUCACCAGACAACGCUCUGAAGACUAUACCUUCCAAACCAAUUUCUAAUACCCCCUCCAAACCGAUUGUUAUGCAAACACUUGAUUUCUGUGGCUUUGAAGUUAGAAAUGAAGAAUGUGCGGAAAGUUGUGAACAGAAAACUGGGAAAGAAAAAUGUAAUUACCAGUCAGAUAAGUCUCCUAACAGCGUUGAUACUCUGCCCCAGAACUUACCAUUUCCAGAGAGACUGUCUAUCAAAGUGGAGGCUGCAAUAAAUAAUGGAUCCGUCGCCUCCGAGCGGACCCAGCUUAUUGCUGAUAUUGGCACAUUUUACUUCGGAUUGUCACAUCAUCCAAGACAAGGAGAUUAUAAGAGAAUUGCGAUAUUGGUUUGUGAAAGGUUCCCAGAAUUAAGGGAUUCUAAUCCUUCAAAUUACUGGGUGUCAAUACAAAGGCAGCUAAGUCAAUACUUUCGCAACCUUCGUCGCAGAACUGCCGUGAAAGCAUCAAUAUGUGACAAUACAAAAGAAAGCAGUGCUAAAAAAGCUAAACUU